Messenger RNA from Penicillium longicatenatum, 4266 nucleotides. RefSeq names its product ubiquitin-binding TORC1 subunit KOG1. The transcript has 7 exons. Bases 1 to 4266 code for a protein of 1421 amino acids. Gene Ontology annotation, biological process: cellular response to starvation; cellular response to amino acid stimulus; TOR signaling. Gene Ontology annotation, molecular function: protein binding; protein-macromolecule adaptor activity. The record is from RefSeq and is a predicted model, not a curated record. Gene Ontology annotation, cellular component: TORC1 complex; cytoplasm. Lineage: Eukaryota; Fungi; Ascomycota; Eurotiomycetes; Eurotiales; Aspergillaceae.
AUGAGGGACCCUACAGCAGAAAUGGAACCAUCUACUCAACCCUUCGCCACAAAUGGGUCAUCUGAACCCCGUCGCAAUAAAUCAGUCCGAGUUGCAUUCGGUCCGGACCUGGAAACGACUAUUCCCACCCGCGAGCGAUCACCAGCACCAAUAUCUAGCCACCAUCGCUCUUUCACCACCGUAGAACAGCGGCAGCCAUCAAUCACACCCCCUGUUCGACCCCUAAGCUCAGCCGGCGAUAAUGCGGUCAUAGCACCGGAUGAGCCGCCGCGGCGGCCGUCUCCUCGCAGAUCAGAAAGCAGUCGACCUGCGAUGUUAAAGCGGGCAAAAAGCGAUUAUGGCCCAAGUCGGGUUACAUUUGACAAGCCAGCCGGGGAGGACGAGGAAGAUUUCGCCAUGCGACACGGAUGGCAGGAGGAAUACACUUCCAGCGAAUAUCUCAAGAUUUUGCACUCGAAUUUCUACAUGUAUUUCACCGAGAAACGCCACGAGACCAAUGGCAUCCCCCGAGACCCCGUGGGGAGUUGGCCGAGUCAAGAUUGGAGGAUGAAGGACCGACUGAAGACCGUAUCAGCCGCAUUGGCUAUUUGCUUGAACAUCGGUGUCGAUCCUCCCGAUGUGGUGAAAACAAACCCGACCUCGAAGCUCGAAUGCUGGGUAGAUCCUACGUCAACCACGGGUGGCGGUCAAAAUAAGAUCAUGGAACAAAUUGGCAAGAAGUUGCAAGAGCAAUACGAGACGCUGAGCCUUCGAACAAGAUAUAAGCAGUAUCUGGACCCAUCCGUGGAUGAGACUAAGAAGUUCUGUAUCUCUCUACGUCGGAAUGCCAAGGAUGAGCGGGUCCUCCUGCAUUACAACGGCCAUGGAGUUCCUUUGCCGACCCAGUCAGGUGAGAUCUGGGUUUUCAACAAGAAUUAUACUCAGUAUAUCCCCGUGCCUCUGUACGACCUGCAGUCCUGGCUGGCUGGGCCUAGUCUUUUCGUCUUUGAUGUGUCGCAUGCGGGAAAUAUUGUCCAAAAUUUCCAUACUUUUGUGGAGAAGCAUGAGAAAGAGAACAUCGAAGCGAAAAAGCGAGAUCCUAACGCCGUUGUCCAGAACUAUGGCGAUUGCAUUCUGCUCGCGGCAUGCCAGAAGAACGAGUCUCUUCCGACCAAUCCAGACCUUCCAGCCGAUCUUUUCACCUGCUGUUUGACAACCCCGAUUGAAAUCGCGCUGCGUUUCUUCAUUCUGCAGAAUCCUCUGCGGACAGACAUUUCCAUUGAUGAUUUCAGAGUUCCCGGUCGCCUUCAGGACCGGCGUAGUCCUCUUGGUGAAUUGAACUGGAUCUUCACCGCGAUCACCGACACAAUUGCGUGGAAUACGCUUCCUCGUGCAUUGUUCAAGAAACUUUUCCGGCAAGAUCUCAUGGUCGCAGCAUUGUUCCGGAACUUCCUUCUGAGCGAACGCAUCAUGCGUACGUAUAAAUGUAACCCGAUCUCCUCACCCGAACUCCCUGAGACCCAUCAUCAUCCCCUUUGGAAGAGUUGGGACCUUGCCGUGGAGAUGGUCCUAGCGCAGCUGCCCGCUUUGAUUGAUCAAGAAGAGGGCCGCCGCCAAUACGAGUAUCAGCACUCCACAUUCUUUGCUGAGCAACUGACUGCGUUUGAGGUCUAUCUUUCAUCUGGACCUACGGAGAAAACGCCUCCUGAUCAACUCCCCAUUGUGCUACAAGUCCUUCUUAGUCAAGCACAUCGUCUGCGUGCAUUGAUCUUGCUUAGCAAGUUCUUGGACUUAGGGCCGUGGGCGGUACACCUUGCCCUUAGCAUUGGUAUAUUCCCUUACGUUGUCAAACUGCUGCAGUCAGCUGCCCAGGAAUUGAAGCCAGUCAUGGUUUUCAUCUGGGCAAGAAUCAUGGCUGUUGAUCACACCGUCCAGAACGACCUUCUCAAGGACAAUGGAAUUCACUAUUUCAUCUCCAUCUUGAACCCUGCUUCACCCAUUCCUGUUGGAAAUGCCAGUGAACAUCGAGCUAUGUGUGCAUUUAUUGUUUCCAUCUUCUGCAAGAACUACCCGCAAGGCCAGAACGUAUGUCUGUCUGGUGAAUUAUUUGACUCGUGUUUGAGACAUCUCGGCGAUGUUGAGAACCCCCUGCUGCGGCAAUGGUCUUGUCUGUGCCUGAGUAUGCUUUGGUGCGACUUCCCGGAAGCCAAAUGGAUGGGAAUUCGGUGCGCCGCCCCAGCACGACUCUGCGAGCUGAACUUUGAUCCAGUCCCAGAGGUCCGCGCCGCGAUGUUGCACGCGGUCACCACUUUCAUUGGGAUUCCGGAUUUGACAGACCAAGUUGCCCAAAUUGAAGAGUCACUGGCCCUGGCAGUCUUGCCUAUGGCUGCUGAUGGCAGUGUUAUCGUCAGAAAAGAGCUACUGGUGUUUUUCUCUACCUUUGUCAAGCGUCAUCAAAACAAGUUCUUAGUGGCAGCAUAUGAGGAGCUUCAAAAUGAGAAGCGGUCUCUCCAGCGUCGUCUACAGGAUUCAUCUCCGGCCACUCAAGCAGAAUUUCAGAAGACAUCUUCGGAAUUUGAUGCUAAGAUACCCCAGCUCUCUCGCAACACCACUUUCGGCACUCUCUGGAAACAAAUUUUAAUUAUAUCUGUCGAUCCGCACCCUGAAAUUGCCCAAGGUGCUGGUGUAAUUGUCGAUUAUAUUCACCUUAUUCUUCUGGAGUCACCCAUGGCGGCUCUCGCUGACAAAAUCAGAAUCGAGAUCUUGGACCUCACCUACCGUUUGUCGCAAAAGCUUCAGGUAGCCGAACGUUCAGAGGCAAAGAAGACAGCCCCUCCCUCUACGCCGCCGUCCGCCAACACAAACCUUUCUAAACAGGAAGGUUAUUUAUCACUGGGUUUCAAGCGUACAGCAAGCUACGCUGCCUCCCUGAGGAACCUCGCAUUUGGCUCGGGAUCUGGAGAUCCAUCAUCCGAAAGUAAGCCGUAUGCCCAUGACCCCCGUGGCCGUGCUCCACCUGAGUGGACCCGACCUCCUGAGGUGAAUGACCAUGUCGCUCCUGCCACCGCUUAUCACCAAGCCCCUACACCCACAUCGCGCGGCUUUCAAUCUAUAGGUUCAGAGGGGCUUCCUGUUAUUCCCCUUAAAAGUAGAUUCCUGGACUGGUCAACAGAGUAUUUCCGGGAACCCCAGAUGAAACCCAACGAGCCCGACGAGCCUGGAAGCUCCGAUUACAAUGAGCGGCUCUGGAGGCGUGGUCGCAACGAGAAAAUUAUUGCGGAAACCCAGCCUCUCAAAGGAAAGGCAGGUACCAGUCGAUGGGAUAAUUCGGUUGCACUGUUAUCAAAUAGCAGUCAACCUUCGAGGAUGUGCUUUCAUCAAUUUGAGGAUCACAUCGCUGUGGCAGACGAUCGGGACACCAUUGCUAUCUGGGAUUGGCAGAGUCACAAGCGUCUUAACCAGUUCUCAAAUGGAAACCCAGUCGGAUCCAAAAUCAACGAAGUUCGAUAUAUCAAUGAAGAUGAUCAGGCCCUUCUGUUGACAGGUUCUUCGGAUGGUGUGCUCAAGCUGUUCCGCAAUUACGAGUCUGCCAGGGGUAUCGAGGUCGUAACGGCAUUCCGAGCGCUGCCUGACUUAAUACCAAGCAAUCGCAACGCAGGCCUUGUACUUGACUGGCAACAAGGGCAGGGAAAGGCCUUGGUGGCAGGUGAUGUCAAGGUGAUUCGAGUCUGGAAUGCAGCUACCGAAGUCUGCACUAAUGAUAUUCCUGCACGAUCCGGGUCCUGCAUCACAUCCUUGACUUCAGACCAAGUGGCUGGCAACAUCUUUGUUGCUGGAUUUGGUGAUGGCGCUGUUCGUGUAUUUGACCAGCGAUUGAAGCCCACUACAUCUAUGGUCAAAGUUUGGCGUGAGCACAAGCAAUGGAUCACCAAUGUCCACAUGCAGCGUGGUGGCUUCCGAGAGCUCAUCUCUGGUAGUCGUAAUGGUGAGAUCCGCCUGUGGGAUCUCCGUAUGAACGAUGCGCUUUCCACUAUUUAUGCCACCAAGGAUACUCUCCGUACCUUGAGCGUCCAUGAGCACGCUCCUGUCUUCAGCAUGGGUACAAACCGUCAUGAGGUGAAGACGUUUAAUGUCGAUGGUACAUAUCUUUCCACCUUCGAACCGUAUUCCAGUUUCCUCCAUCACAACCGCGCCUCACCCAUUGCCACCACUGCAUUCCACCCGCAUCGCACUAUGCUCGCCUGCGCAGCACUGAAUGACAACCACAUCAAUCUUGUUUCUUGUUAG